Molecule: messenger RNA, 4438 nt
Organism: Cuscuta epithymum
Lineage: Eukaryota; Viridiplantae; Streptophyta; Magnoliopsida; Solanales; Convolvulaceae
Source: the annotation of a GenBank genome assembly
AGAAAUUUUAAAAAAAUGGCAAACUCGGGGUUGCAGAUAAUAAUGGGCUGUAGUGAGAGAAAUGGAGGAAUGCCCAAACGGGCAAAACAAGUUGGUUGUGCAAAAAAGUGUUCUUUAUUUUUGUAGAGAGAGAAAUGGGGUUUCUGGAGAGGAGAGAGAGAGGGGAAUAGAUGAAUGGACCAGAAGAGGGUGGGCUAUGAGGGGACAACAGCGUAUCUGCAAAAAUCCUUAAAAUUCGAUUCAGUCACUUUGAAAAGCAAGGAGAAAAAGAAGAUGAUGAGUAGUACUUCACAUUAUUUUAUUCCUAGAGUGUAUCACUUCCCAACAAGUUGUUGAUAAUAAAAGCAGAUUUUUUUUUUAGUAAGAGAAGAAGAAGAAGGAAGGAAGGCUUAAUUGCGAAGUAGUUUUUACAGGAUUUGGGUGUUUUGGGAAAUCAGUUCAAAGAAGGCACAACUAUAAUAUCCUCAGGAACACCCAAUAGUUUGUUGUGUUUCUCCCCCUCCUGUGGUUGUGCUUCGCUGGUCAAACUCACUAUUUUAUGGUCCAUUGAACAGCAAACUUGCUGUUCUUUGGCUGUACUCUUUCGUCCUCGCUCACAGGGAGGACAGUACAGGUUUCCUUGUAGAGGUGGAAAGUUGGAGUAACUUUUUUCACUCUUUCAGUCACCCCUUUCUCCUUGCAGUUUGAGUUAUUUUUGCUACUCUUGAGGGACCUUCAGGCAAGCCUUGUUCUACUCCAUGCUUAUUCCAUUCUAUGAGGUAUGGAGUUUUCAUCUUUCUUAAACCCCCACUUUUUCUGGUUUCUUGAAAAAAAAACUUUGGGCAGAACAAGCACUGUGUGUGUUUUCACACAAAAACUGUGUUUUCCUUACAGAUUUCCAUUCUAUAUGUUUCUUGAAAAACAUUGAUGGAAAAAACCUGGGUUUGCACUUUGCACCCAAAAAAAAAGAAAAAAGAAAAGAAAAGGUGUUUUCUUCAAGACUGCAACUUUCCCCCCAAGAAAAUUAACAUUCUAGUUUGCCUGAUAGUAAAUGGUGGGAUUGGUGGCAUGUUGUGUUAGGUGGUGAGUUGAGGAAGAAAAAGGUACUGAAGUGGUGGGGUGUUGUUCGUGUUGAGAUGGGUCAAAAGGUAGUGGUUCAAAAAAGCCAAAGCAGACACCACAUGGUGACGAUGAGGUUGAAUGAGCAGUUGAACAGAAAGAAAAGGUACCCAUGGAUUCACAGGUAUUGGCUCCCAAAGCUGUUGACCCUAUGGCUUCUAGCAGCUUCCCUGGUCAGCUGGGCCAUAUUCAGUUACCUAGACAAUGGUAACAAGGUGAGGAGGAACGAGACACUGGUGAGUAUGUGUGAUCAGAGGGCCAGAAUGUUACAGGACCAAUUCAGUGUUAGCGUUAAUCACGUCCACGCCCUUGCCAUCCUCGUCUCCACUUUCUAUUACAACAAGAAUCCAUCUGCAAUCGAUAAGGAAACUUUUGCCGAGUAUACGGCGAGAACAGCUUUUGAGAGGCCAUUAUUGAGUGGUGUGGCAUAUGCUGAGAGAGUUAUGAAUUUCCAGAGGGAGAACUUUGAGAAGCAGCAUGGAUGGACUAUUAGAAAAAUGGAUAAAGAGCCUUCUCCCAUUCGGGAUGAGUAUGCCGCGGUCAUACUCGCUCAAGAAACUGUUUCUUAUCUCGAAUCAAUCGACAUGAUGUCUGGAGAGGAGGACCGUGAAAACAUAUUGAGAGCCAGGGCGACUGGGAAAGCUGUUCUGACAAGUCCCUUCAGGCUUCUUGGUUCUAACCACCUUGGCGUUGUUUUGACAUUCCCUGUUUACAAAUAUACGCUGGGGGCUUACCCAUCCCAACAAGAAAGGAUUCAAGCGACUGCAGGAUACAUUGGUGGAGCCUUUGAUGUUGAGUCACUUGUCGAAAACCUGCUCGGCCAACUAGCUGGAAACCAAGGAAUUGUGGUAAAUGUAUAUGACAUUACCAACUAUUCUGACCCUCUAGUCAUGUAUGGACAUCAAAACCAAGUGGGUGACCUGUCCCUUAAGCAUGUGAGCAAGCUUGAUUUUGGGGAUCCGUUUCGUAAGCAUGAGAUGAUAUGCAGAUAUCUUCAAAAGGCUGCUACAUCAUGGGCUGCUUUGAUCAUUGCUUCCUUUUUCUUUGUGAUUGCCGUUUUGGUUGGAUACAUCUCAUACGGUGCUGCAUUUCACAUCAUUAAAGUGGAGGAUGAUUUCCACAAAAUGCAGAAACUGAAGGUUAAAGCUGAAGCUGCUGAUGUCGCCAAAUCCCAGUUUUUAGCCACUGUUUCCCACGAAAUAAGAACUCCCAUGAACGGAAUCCUAGGAAUGCUUGCUCUACUAUUAGAUACAGACAUGAGUUCGACUCAAAGAGAUUAUGCACAGACAGCACAAGCUUGUGGAAAGGCACUGAUAACGUUGAUAAAUGAAGUGCUAGAUCGGGCAAAGAUUGAAGCAGGAAAGUUAGAACUUGAGACCGUCCCUUUUGGUCUUCGUUCCAUUCUUGAUGAUGUCCUCCCUUUAUUCUCAGAGAAGUCUAGGAAGAAGGGCGUUGAGUUGGCGGUGCUUGUCUCUGAUAAGGUUCCUGAAAUUGUAAUGGGAGAUCCAGGAAGAUUCAGGCAGGUCAUAACAAAUUUGGUUGGUAACUCUGUCAAAUUCACAGAACGAGGACAUGUGUUCAUUCAAGUUAGUCUUGCCGAAGAGGCACAACAAAUGAGCGAAGCAUGCUUGAAUGGAGUAGGAUCUGUUCAAACCUUAAGUGGUUUUGAAGCUGCUGAUAAUCGGAACAGUUGGGACAAUUUUAAGCAUGCUGAUGAAACAUUUUACUAUAAUAAUAACAAUAAUAAAGAUGGAAACGAUGAAGACGCCCCUUCUUCUGAGAAGGAUAUAAUCACACUGAUGGUAUCAGUUGAAGAUACUGGAAUUGGGAUCCCUUUGCAUGCACAGGACAGAGUGUUCACUCCCUUCAUGCAAGCAGACAGUUCCACUUCCAGAAACUAUGGAGGGACCGGGAUUGGAUUGAGCAUAAGUAAGUGUCUGGUUGAGCUGAUGGGUGGUCGUAUAACUUUCAUCAGCCGUCCCGAUAUAGGAAGCACCUUCUCUUUCACUGUUAAGUUCCAGAGGUAUGAGCCAUUAAAUGGAAACAUUGAAUUGAAAAAGAGUCUUCCAGAUGACUUGCCCUUGUCGUUCAAAGGACUAAGAGCUAUCGUAGUUGACCGGAAGCCAGUUAGGGCUUCUGUUACGAGGUAUCAUCUCAAGAGACUUGGUGUGCAAGUUGAGGUGGUAGACAGCAUUAUGAAAGCAUCAUCAGCUUUAUCUGGGAGAAACAGUUCCCUGAUUUCCAUUCAGCCCGAGCCAGAUGUGAUUCUUGUAGAGAAAGAUGUAUGGAUAUCUGAAGAUGGAGAGUUAAAUUCGUUCCUAUCAAAUUUGAUGAAACCAAAUGGACAUACGUACAAAAAGAUACCACCAAAGGUGAUUCUUCUUGCAGUCGAUAUUUCGGGUUAUGAGUUUGAGAAAGCGAAAGCAGCGGGAUUUGCAGAUACCAUAAUUAUGAAGCCGUUGAGGGCAAGUAUGGUUGGAGCAUGCCUUCAUCAGGAAUUGGGAAUGGGAAAGAAGAUCCCACAAGAUAAAGACAGGUGCAAAGGAUUGUCAUUGAGAGGCCUACUGUGUGGAAAAAGAAUAUUGGUCGUUGAUGAUAAUCGGGUUAACCGGAGAGUUGCUGCCGGUGCAUUGAAAAAGUUUGGGGCUGAUGUGGAGUGCGCCGAGAGUGGGAAAGCUGCUCUUGCAUUGCUAGAGAUACCCCACAAUUUUGAUGCCUGCUUCAUGGAUAUUCAGAUGCCUGAAAUGGAUGGAUUUGAAGCAACACGUCGUAUUCGUAACAUGGAAAAAGAAGCAAAUGAGCAUGGGGCGAACGGGGGAAGGCCAGAGUGGCAUGUGCCAAUAUUGGCCAUGACUGCCGAUGUCAUUCAUGCCACGUCAGACAAAUGCCUCAAAUGCGGGAUGGAUGGAUAUGUCUCAAAGCCGUUUGAGGAAGAGAAUCUCUACAAGGCUGUCGCCAAGUUCUUUGAAUCGGGUCCCCCGCCUGAUAAUUAGUGUUCUGGACAAUUUUCCACGUUUGCGUCUGGUGUUUGCAGGUUAAGCAUUGUGUUGUUGAUAGCCAUAGCCUGUUUCAGUGUAACUACUUUGCUACAAAAUGUGUGUGAUGUAUACUGCUCCUGAAAUCAGAAUGGUCCUUCUCCUAGCUGUGUGUACAUUUUAAAGUGGAGAAGCUUAAAGGGAUUACAAUCUGACAAUGGAAGUCAUAGAUGUACUUAUUAUACGAUAGAUAUUCUUGUAUGAGGUUGCUAUUAAGGUUUUCCAUUCCUUUAAUUUGUUCAUUAGAACAUGUUCUUUUCAUCCUUCAGCAAUAGUUUAAUAAAAUUCACAUCACAAUGAUCACA